AUGUCAUCUCUACGGCCGUCGAAACUCAGUGGCAGCAGACUGCCCACCGUUGCAAAGAGCGGCUUGGCAAGCGCCAGCGGGUUGAAACGACCCCUGAGCCAACCGAACCUCAAUGACGAAACAAAGAAGGCGCGGCCGGAAGCCAAAGGAGAGCUCGAGAAACCGAGAGCUCCGGUUCGGGGUGCGUCCGCUCCGGCAGUGCGUACCGGUCUGGCCCAAAGAGCGGCGAGGGCUGCUGUAAAUGCAUCGAAUGCCGCGGGAAAUACAACCGGCUCGACCUUGUCGAGGAGCUCCAGCAACCUCAGCAAGAGGGGCAAUGCGAGCACCAUCGGCCGAUCUAAUAGCGUCAGCGGGCGUGCAGGUUUGGCGGGUCGGAAUCCUGUGAAUAAAGGGCCGACAUGGAGUCAGAAAGAGAUCUGCGAGAAGCUAGCGAACCUCGAGAAACAGAUGGCAGAGAAUACUCAGGCUGCCAAGGAGCAGAAUGAGCAGCUGGUUUCGGAGAAGGAGGCUCUCACAGUUGAAUCCACGAGGUACAAAGAAGAAAUUCAAGACAAGAUCGAAGAAGUUGGGGUUCUUAAACGCGAGAAGAUGGACCUCACUUCGAGACUCGAAGAUUGUCAAGAAGAGCUCAGCCGGCUGAAGACCCGCUUAGAGUCGAAAAGUCUCGAAUUGGAAAGCCUGGAAAAGAGCUAUCAGGCCCUAAACGCCGAGCAUCGUUCCUACAAACGCGACAUGGACCUCAAGGAAGCCGAUAAUAAACGUCUCACGAGCUUGUUGGAUCAAGAGAAAGCUGAAACGAGGAGAUUGAGUUCAGAGCUCGCGGAAGCGAUUCGAGAAAAAGAAGCGGCGAGAGCCCGAAUGCGAGAGAACGAGACCCGUCUCAGGUACAUACACAACCAGAUGCUCGAACUUAAGGGCAACAUUCGCGUUUUCGCUCGGAUCCGACCCGUCACCGAAGAAGAGGGCGAAAGCGCAGUCGCAACAGCCCCCGAGGAGACUCUUACCGUGGCCAAACCGAACCCGAAAACCGGGGAGCCGAUCGCGGUUCCAUUCCAAUUCGACCGCGUUUUAGGCGCGGAUGUUCCUCAAUGUGACGUUUUCGAGGAAGUUGAGCAACUGAUUGUAUCGGCGUUGGACGGAUAUAAUAUUUGCAUAUUCGCCUACGGACAGACCGGUUCCGGUAAAACAUAUACGAUGGAAGGGCCCCCGAGUCUCGAGUUCGAAGACGAAAGCCAAGAAGUUCAUCUGGGAAUCAUCCCCCGAGCCAUCCGGAGAGUCUUCCAACUCACCGAAGAGCGCAAGGAGAACGGCUGGGAAUACACUCUUGGGGCGUCGUUCAUCGAAAUCUAUAAUGAAACCAUCCAAGACCUUCUCGACAAGAACAAGAAAGAGUGCAAUAUCAGGGUGACCUCAGAUCCGAAGCGAGGAGAAGUGGUGUUCGUGGAGAACAUGCUCUCCGUUCCUGUCACCUCGGUUCGUCAGAUAGCGCAUCUGAUGGAGAAAGCGCGGAAACAUCGCAGUGUCGCUGCAACGAAAUGCAAUGAGCGAUCUUCGCGUUCGCAUUGCGUCUUCCAACUUCACAUAACGGCGAGGAACUCCAUCAAUGAGGUUAAUCGGGAAAGUGUCCUCAAUCUCGUCGAUCUUGCCGGCUCCGAACGCGUCAAGGAUUCGGGGGCGGAGGGGGCGCGGUUCACGGAAACGAAAAACAUAAAUUCGUCCCUGACUCAGCUCUCUACGGUCAUGAUGAACCUCGGCAAUAAGGCCGCACACGUGCCCUAUCGGAACUCGAAGCUCACGCAUUUAUUAUCGACGUCUCUUGGUGGCAACUCGAAGACUCUCAUGAUUGUGAACGUAUCUCCCGCUGCUGUUCACGUGAACGAGACUAUCAAUUCGCUGAAAUUCGCACAGAAGGUGAAUGAAGUACACAUCGGGCCUGCUUCGAAGAACAACAAGUAGGAUGAGAUUCGAGCGUGUCCCGCUCGGGAAAUAGAUUAUUGGUUUUGCCGUUUGGUUCGGCUGAUCGGAUGAUAGACAU
Molecule: messenger RNA, 2035 nt
Organism: Galendromus occidentalis (western predatory mite)
Lineage: Eukaryota; Metazoa; Arthropoda; Arachnida; Mesostigmata; Phytoseiidae
Product: kinesin-like protein klpA
Biological process (GO): microtubule-based movement
Cellular component (GO): microtubule cytoskeleton
Molecular function (GO): ATP binding; microtubule binding; microtubule motor activity
Source: RefSeq, a predicted model, not a curated record